This is a messenger RNA of Vitrella brassicaformis, 5611 nucleotides long. NCBI's taxonomy places the organism in Eukaryota, Vitrellaceae. The record is from the annotation of a GenBank genome assembly.
GAAAGUGACGCGAAGAAGGAGGUGACGUGAUUGCUGUGUGGCCGCGCAAUCACACGCGGCGAGAGCGAGUCACGUGGCGAAGCAACUGAGAUCUCGAAGGCGAGACUCGCCGAGAGGCUCUUGCCAUCUGGUAGUGGUCAUCUGGUAGUUGCCCGGCCUCUCGGCUCGUCGAAUCGCCGUGUUGGCAGGUGCAGACGCAGACAUAGGGUGCAUGUAGACACACUCGCGCAAACGCAUGUUGGCUGACGUCAUCUGUCGCUCUGUCUGUCUGAUGCGUGCAGGUGUGUGUCGGGAGCGUGCGUGCCUGCGUUGCCUCCCUGAGAGACCACGAAAGCCAAGUUUUAAGAAGUCUAGAGGACCCCUCCCCGCUUGCAGCUCCCCUCCCUGCCCCUCUCCCCCUCUCUCCCUGGUUGUUGUCGGUGGUGCGGUGCCGUGCGUGUGUUGUAUGGAGAGUAUCGCCACGAUGGACCCGUCUGAACUCUCUCAGAUGGAGGUACGCCAGCUGCCACACGGCCAACCACCGCAAACACGCACGCCAUGGAUGUUGGUGGUGUGUGUGGCGGUGUGCCGGGCAGACUUUGUGUAACUCUCUGUACAACGCGACAAGCGAGCAGGAGCGCUCCCAGGCGCACACCAUCCUCAUCCCCCUCACACAGGACGCCAGCCAGCUACCCCGGCUGCAGAACCUCAUCGGCACCUCAAACCAGCCACACGCCCUCGUCUUCGCAGCCACGGCCGCCCUCAAGAUCAUCACCCAGUUCUGGGCACAGAUCGGCGACACGCAGAAGGAGGAGCUGCGGUCCUUCCUCCUCAACUUUUUGGCGCAGAAGGGGCCGGACGUGCUGCGGAGCGCGCCCCAGGCCCUGACGCAGGUGAUUCGGCUGGUGUGCCGGAUCGUCAAGCUGGCGUGGCUGGAGGGGCCGCAGCACCAGACCAUCACCGAGCACGUCGGGCAGUUCCUGCAGGCGUCGACGGUGCACUGGGUCAUCGGGCUGGAGAUCUACUGCGAGCUGACGACCGACAUGCAGCCGCAGCUCGGGCCCAGCAUGUCGCGCUUCAGACGCACCGCGCUGUCCUUCCGCGACACGGCGCUGCCGAGCAUCUUCACGGUGGCCCUGUCGACCCUGCACAAGAUGCACGCCCGGCAGCUGCAGAUCCCCGAGCAGACGCAGGAGAGACGGCUGCUGCGGCAGGUGCUGUCGCUGUGCUGCUCCUGCCUGAGCUUCGACUUCAUGGGCACGAUCCCCGACGAGACCUCCGACGACCAGCAGACCGUCAUGGUGCCGCACGGGUGGUCGAUGCUGCGUGACGACUCCAUCCCGACGCUCUUCCUCUCCCUCUACCAGCGGACCUGCCAGGACAAGCACUACGACUGCAGCGUCAUCUGCCUCCAGUGCCUCGUGCUGCUCUCCUCGCUGAGGCGGUCAUUCUUCCACAAGGAGGAGGACCGCGCCAAGCUGCUGAGCAGCCUUAUCAUGGGCUGCACCCAGAUCCUGAGCAACAAGGUGGGGCUCGACGACGGCAGCAACUACCACGAGCUGUGCCGGCUGCUGGGCAAGAUCAACACCGCCCACCAGCUGACGGAGCUGUGCGCAGCGGACGCCUUCCAGCAGUGGAUCGACCAGGUGUACCAGUUCACCAUCGAGAGCCUGCAGAGCUGGCAGCACAUGCCCAACAGCAAACACUACCUCCUGCAGUUCUGGUCCCAGAUGGUCAACCCACUCCUCUUCGCAAAUGCCAAGGACAAGGCGCCCAAGGCACUCGAAGGAUACAUCCAACAGGUGCGUCCGCUCUCUCUCCCUCCCUCCACCCACCCCUCCCUCCCUCCCUCCCUCCAUCCAUCCAUCCAUGUGUGUGUCUCGGUUGGUUCUGUCUGUCUCCCCCCCGCCCGCCCUCUAUCUGCAGAUAACGUGUGCGUACAUCCAGUCGCGUUUGCUGAUGGCCGAGGCCUUCUCGUCCGACUCGUCCGUCCUGUGGGAGGACCCCCUCACCGACGAGGUCAUGCGCAGCGAGCAGCUCGAGGUCCUCGCCUCACUCGGACGCUGCAAGCCGCAGGAGACCGCCCAGGUGCUCAUGAAGUUCUUCGAGCAGGUCACCACACAGGGCCAGGCGGGCCAGCUGAGCCAGGUGGUCUUCGAGAAGAAGGUCACCUGGCUCGUCUACAUGAUCGCCGCCUUCAUCGCCGGCACAGCCAACAUGAAGACACCCGUGGCGAGCGGCGGCAACAGCGACCGCAUCGACCAGCCCGCCGCCCCCGCCGUGCCCCCACACGUCAUCACGGGGGAGCUGUCGUCCCGGGUGUUUCAGCUCAUCAAUUUGACCGACAGCCAGUCGUCGGCCCCCGAGGACCUCGAGCUCGCCUACCUCUACUUCCUCGAGCAGUUCCGAAAGGUCUACUUCGGAAUGCACGCCAAACAAAUCUUCCAGGUGGGUGCACGCAACACGCCACACAGCACAGCGGUGCGGUGCUUGGGCCGCGCUGAUGGACACUCAUCAUGUCGGUCCCUCUGUGUCUCUGUGUCAGGCUGAGGUGACAGAGCGUCUGUGCACGGUGCUGGGUUUGAAGGACGACGACGCCGUACUGGGUUUGCUCAUCAACAAGAUCGGCCGCAACUUCCAGCAGAGGGUGCACCUCGAGCAGGUCAUCAAGAAGUCCCUCCAGCUCUUCUACGAGCUCGCCGCCGGCAUCAACAUCGUCCACACGACCGGGGGCGGCCCGGGGGAGCGCGCCGGGCCCAUCUACGGCUCCCCCCUGCUGAUCGUGUCGGGGCGGCUUCUGCUCAAGAACGAGACCGUGCAGUCGAUCUUGCAGCGGCACAACCACACGCAGUUCACCUUCCUGCAGGUGCCGUCGUACGGCAAGUACCGCACCAUGUACUACCACACCCUGGGCAAGCUGCUGUUCAUGGAGGUCAAGGACAACAAGGAGCCCUUCGAGGAGUUCAUGCAGCCCCUCUCAGACGUCGUCGCCUCCAUGUGGGCGCCCCCACAGCUGCCCCUGGCGCCCACCCAGCUCCGCGCCCCCCAGUGCAAGAUGCCCCUGAUCGGGCUGUGCAGAGACCUGCGUGGCCUGUGUCUGGCCUGCAUGAAUGCCGACCCCUACAACCUGCUGUUCAGCUGGCUGGUCGAGAAGCCCAAGCAGCCGCAGAUGUCCCGGCUGGGCCUCUUUGCGGCGGCCAUCGACGUGUGGUGGGACGACCCCGACGUCGUCAUCCCCCUCCUCAAGUUCAUGUCCGAGUUUGUGCACAACAAGGCCAACCGCAUCGCCUUCGAGCCGACCAGCCCCUCGGGCAUCCUACUCUUCAAGCAGGUGGCCAACGUGCUCUGCACCUACGGCCAGCGGAUGGUGACGCGCGACUGGUCGAGUGUGGGGCCGGGCGUGUCGAGCGGGCAGCUGUACCGGAUCCGGUUCAAGGGCAUCGGCAUCGCACUCGAGAUGUUCUCCCACGCCCUCCAGGGCAACUACACCAACUUCGGCGUCUUCGAGGUCUACCAGGACACCUCGCUGCACGACGCCUUCGCCAUCGCGCUGCAGCUGGGCAUCUCCCUGUCUGCCGAGGACCUGUCGGCGUACCUCAAGACGCUCAAGCCCUACUACCUGUUCCUGGAGUUCGCCACCCGCAACCACAUGCCCAAGAUGCUCGAGCUCUGCGAGGUGGUGCAGUCGACGUCCGCGAACGUGCCGAGCAAGGAGCAGGGCGGGGCCACCCUGGUGCCCGUCCUCCCGGCCAACGGGCUGUGCCGCGUGUUGGCGUCGAUCGAGGAGGGCCUGUGCUCCUUCGAGGCCGGCGUGGCCAUGCAGUGCUGCGCCACCCUCGACAACAUCGUGACCUACCUCUACACCACUCUGCAGAAGCACCACCAGAACAACCGGACGCGCCAGAAGCAGCGCGGCCAGAUGCCGUCACCCGUCCCCACCCCCAACCACACAUCAGCCACAGGCGACCCCGGCCGCACCGCACUGGAGCUCUUCCAGCUCAACCUCCCGCCGCCCAUCCCCGCCGAGGAGACCGAGGAGGAGGUGCAGCGUGUGCUGCGGUUCCUCUACCCGCCCGAGGGCGGUCUGGCCGACCCCAACCCGCCCCCGCCCGGCGUCCGCACGGUGCCCCUCCUGCUGCAGCGGCUCAUGUCGCUGCUCUUCGACCUCGUCUUCAGCGGCGAGUUCACAUCGACAUGGUCCAUGAGCCGCCCGCUCCUGGGGCUCAUCCUGCUGCAGCCCCAGAAGUACGCCACACUCAAGGAAGGGCUCGUGCACACACACACGAUGCUCUCGGGCCCUGGCGGGAGCGGGGCCGGGGCGAGGGGGGCAAGUGGCGGUGCUGGGGGUGGUGCGGGUGGGGGGGAGGGGAUGGUCGACGGGCAGGACGGUGAGGGGCAGACGAAGCGGAGCAAGCUGGAGGGGUAUUUUUCCGACCUGCUGUCGGGGACGGAGGCGAAUCUGUCGACCAAGACCAAGGACCACUUCACGCGCAACCUGUACCAUUUCGCACAGAUGAUACGGACGUCACUCGUCUGACACACAUCCUCAUACGGUGAGAGGGCAGGGCCGCAACAGGGGCGGGUGGGCUGCUUGUUGGCUCAGUAUCUGUGUGUGUGCGUAUGUGUGUGUGGUCAGGUCGGUGUAUCAUCGUUUUGUUGCGCCUGGUCCCACGCUGUGGUCCGGUGCGAAGACUCUACCUGCCUGCCUGCCUACUCUAUCUCCCCUGUCUGUCUUGUCUAUCCAUUCUUGUCAUGUUUCGAGAUGGGUGCCUGACUGACUCACUGACCGAUGCCUAGCCAUCCCAUGACGAUGAUUCUUACACACAUACGCACAUACGUACACACACACCGUCACUCUCUGUGACAGCCCUGCCGACCGACCUACCUACCUACCUACCUAGUCUUUCAAGUCAAGAGCCACCUGCCUGCCUGCCUACCUGUCGGUCUGCCUAGCUCCUUCCCUCUCCCUCCCUCACGCGUACAGGUCAUCCAUACACGUCACGUCCACAUGGGGGGAGGCAGAGGCAGGCAGCGCGGGCGGGCUUAAGUCGCAUCCGUUUCCGCCCUUCCACACCUACGAAUCGAGGGCGAGGCGAUGGGUGAGGGUGAGGUGCGCCGUUUUGCGGCUGGCUGUGAAUAAGAAAAGGAGUGCUGCUGUUAUAUUUGUACGCGCGGCCAUCACUGAUGGACCGCCUACCUAGUCGACUCGUGAUGCGACAAACGGACAGACAGACAACACAAUCCCGCCACGCCCCUCCACGCGCUUCCACACACCCUUCUUGGUCACCAAAAGGGCACUCAGACAGGCAGGUGCUGUGUGUGUGAGAGGGCGGGGCCUAAUUUAAUGCUAGUGUGUCAGGUGCCUGGCUGCCUGUGUCUCCAUAUCUCCCUCUUCCCUCCCUCCCUCCCUCCCUCCUGUCUCUGAGAUCCACCUGUCUGUCCGUCUGCGUGUGGCCGCAUGUGUGACUGGUGGUAUGCGAGACUCACCUGCCCUCCCUGUGUGGGCUAUGCCUAUGCCAUGCGAUGCGAUGCGCUGCGAUGGAUUCAUGCAUGUCACUUACUUUCUCUGUCUGUCUGUGUGUGCGUGUAUGUAUGUAUGUGUGUAUUUAAUCCUCCUUUAUCGAACCGCUCG